Molecule: messenger RNA, 1126 nt
Organism: Brassicogethes aeneus
Lineage: Eukaryota; Metazoa; Arthropoda; Insecta; Coleoptera; Nitidulidae
Source: the annotation of a GenBank genome assembly
CGAUUUUUAUUUUUCUCAGUGUAUAUGUUUUUAACAAUGGUGGCAAUAGUAGUUCAUCUGUUUUGCGGCUAGCUUCAUGGUGUAGUUUAAAUGACCCAUUUAAGUCAAAUUAACAUGGUUUAAAACACGAAAUAUAAAAUUCAACACAAAGAUCUUCAAAUGCAAGCUCACGCAGAACUGCUAACAAAACCGAAGAACAUGGCAGAGGAUCUAUCUGGAGUGACUGUGAUUAUAAUAAUAGGGGCUGGAUUUUUGACGUUUAUACUGUUGUUUAUAUUUGCCAAAAGACAAAUAAUGCGGUUUACGCUGCGAUCGCGUCGUGGGCCCCAUGUGCAAGUCGGUUUGGACGCUUCAAAAGUAUUAAAAAAAGAGAUUGAACGGAGGUUUGAUUUAAUUGGUAAAAUCAUAUGCGAACCCCAAUUGAUAAGCAAAACUGAUCCAAGGUAUAUUGUGUGCCCUGGUCAGCAAAUUCCCGCGCAUUAUUACAGACUUAAAGCUGUUGAUGAUGUCAAAAUAUUGGAGGGCGAGAUCACAAAGCAAGACAGUUGUUUGGUAAGGAAUCCUGGUGAAAAUCUAAGAGGUUAUUUAUUAACUACCCUGGCAGCUCCUUUAAAUGGUAGUGGACAAAGACUAAUACACCAGUUUUGCGAUUUAUAUGAACAUGCUAGACAUGACCCUAAUCAUUUUGGGGAUGAGGAAUAUCAGCAGUUUACAAGAUUACUCAUGAAGCUGGUUGAUGCUGCAAAGCUCCUAAGAUCUUAUAACAGCAGAAAAUCAUCGCCGAAUCGUACGCCGCAGAAAAAACAGCAGAUACACGAAAAAAACAAAAAUCUCUUGGACCCAACAAGAUUACACCCCAAUCCACCACCUCCAUGUCUACCAACUGAAGAAAUAUUAAGUGUUUCUGAAAGGGUUGAUUCAAGGCCAACUACUUUGACAGUUGCAGUACCAGAAAGAGAAAAUACGGAAACGUCAGUUUAAGGCAAUAUUGUGUGUGGACCUAGGUGUUAGGCUGUGAGUGUUGCAUUUUAUCACUUAUUUAUUAUGUGUACCCAAGAGCCAAGCUGUAUAAGUCCACUUUUUUAAAUCAAAUUACAAAUUUGUUGUCUACAUUUUUCUGAACUUU